AUCAACAGCAAAGGUGGCGCCUCUCCGUCGAUGUUGUCUAAACAUCAUGAUGGAUCGUUGAUGAAGGGAGACACAUCUGGUUCAUCAUCGGUUGAACAUUAUAAUAGUUCUCAAAAACAAGAACAACUACUAGAACUACAUCCGAAGAACCUUUCUACUUCCCCUUCUAGAGGUGACAACUUUCCCUUUUCCUCUAGCGGAUCUUCGUCUUCCUCUUCGUCGGGGUAUCACAAUAACUCCUUGGAUAACAACACAAAAGCACCUGGAGACCCCUCCAAAGGAGGACAGCACGCAUCUCAUACCGACCAGCGUCAGCAUCACCCCUCCAAAGGAGGACAGCACGCAUCUUAUACCGACGAAGAGCGACGAGCGAAGUACAGGUCUAUCUUAGGAAUUCCGGAUGAUCGGCGAAAGAACGCAAAGACAAC
This is a messenger RNA of Amoebophrya sp. A25, 428 nucleotides long. The record is from the annotation of a GenBank genome assembly. NCBI's taxonomy places the organism in Eukaryota, Dinophyceae, Syndiniales, Amoebophryaceae.